CAUGAAAUCAUUAUCUGAGACGUGGGGUUCUGAUUUAGUUUUGUUCCCGCAUUAAGUAUACGUUUGUCUAUUUGUUUCAUAAUUACAGUAUUUACUUUUCCCUUUAUUUACCCCAAAAUGGAAGUGAAAUGUGACCAUGUGACCCAUAGAUGAGGCACAUUUGAAACACGUGAGGGGCACGAUAUAUCAUGACCAUACGACAGCAUAAAGCGAUUAUGAAUUGCAUCUAUUAACAUUUUAUAAUGUUCUCUGAGGUUCACUUACAAUGGUAGUCUGAUUUUACAUUAAAACAACUUAAUUUUGAAGUAGUAGGCUAUUUUCUGUAUAGGUUUUGAGCCUCUGCAGAAGGUGUGGCGCAUUCAAAACUCGCAAGUAAACGCCCACUGCUAUGAUUUGGCUAACAAUGUCGCUUAUUAAAAUACAGAUGAACGCUGCUGUGUGGAGAAGCGUCAAACUGCAGUCUGCGGUGGACCCACAUCCAAGUGUGACGUCAGACACCACGCCCAUGUCCAAAUAGUGUAAAUUGGAGAUGAUUGUGGGCACCACAGCUGCCUAUAUUGACCUUGAGCUAUUCAGCACUUCUGACAAGUUCUUGCAGAAGCUAGACAACAAUGAAGCUCUGCUCGGCUCCUAUCCUGUGGAUGAUGAGUGCAGAAUACAUGUGACAGACCGAAGUGGUACGCAGAGCGCGGAGUUCACUGAUUUGUCAAAGGUGGAUAAAUUCGAGAUCUCUGAUGAAGCCUAUGAAAAAAGAGGAGAUUCAAUACGGACCUUCAAGAAGAAUUUAAAGUUAGGUCGAUUUAAUGAGGAAAACAGGGCCAAGCAAGAAGAGGCUCUUGCUAAGAAAGAAGAGGAGGAGAAGGUGGCUGCUGGAUCCAUUGCUGUUGGGAACCGCUGCAAAGUUGAAGUUGUUGGGCAGCCUAGCAAGAUUGGCACUGUUAUGUUUGUGGGUACAGUAGAUUUCAAACCAGGCUACUGGGUUGGUGUGAAAUAUGAUGAGCCGCUUGGGAAGCAUGAUGGCAGUGUGAAUGGGAAACGUUACUUUGAAUGUGAGCCAAAAUAUGGCGCCUUCAUGAAGCCCCUCUCAGUGAUUGUGGGAGACUUCCCUGAAGAGGACUAUGGUUUGGAUGAGAUGUAAGACUCAGUUGAUGAGCAGUCAAGAUGAGCAGAAAGAUCCUUUCUUCCAGAAGUUUGGCUCCAUGACAUCGCUGCGGUAGAAGGUUUUUUGCUGUCGGUGCAGAUAAUUUUGUUUUAUGCUGGUGUGGAAAAGAUCAGCAAAAAUUGUACCUUCAUUUCCUGCAGUCAAAUUCGAGGAAUGAUCUUAAACAACAUCUGUGCCCUGGAGACUAGAAGUAACUGGUGAGAUAAAUGUGAGAACACCAGCUGAGGUCAGAGUAAAGAAAAGCAUUCGCUAGCAGACCAAAUCAUUUCAAAAUUCAAACACACCCAACCAACUACAACAGAAAAUGUAUUUCACAUUUUUGCAAUGCUGUACACACUGUAUUGUAUCAAUGUAUUCUGCACUAAUGAAUUCCUCCUCUUCUGCAGCCUGUUAUAUUCUUUUGCAUCAGUAUGACUAUGUUUAAGGUUUCAGUCCCUCAUUGUCUUUAGCACUUUAGCGAUUAGCUCACUAAUGAGAUGUGUAAAGUAGAAUCCCGUGGCUUCAGUUUUUCCAUGGUUCUGUAUUUUCAGUGUAAAUUACAGAAAUGUGAUUAAGUCUUGCUUUUCUUGUGAAAAUUGGCGGUAAGCAUUUUCGUGCAUGUCAAAUUUACGUUUAACAGAAAGGCCUAACGUUUUUAAUGGAAUUCUGUUAAGUAAAAUCUCUUUCAAAUAAAUUCAUGUGCCGAUUUUGGACAUCCUGCAGAAA
Carassius gibelio (silver crucian carp) is the source of this 1867-nucleotide messenger RNA. Its product is annotated as tubulin-folding cofactor B. Gene Ontology annotation, biological process: cytoplasmic microtubule organization; tubulin complex assembly; post-chaperonin tubulin folding pathway. Gene Ontology annotation, molecular function: microtubule plus-end binding; alpha-tubulin binding. Gene Ontology annotation, cellular component: microtubule plus-end; cytoplasm; nucleus. The record is from RefSeq and is a predicted model, not a curated record. Lineage: Eukaryota; Metazoa; Chordata; Actinopteri; Cypriniformes; Cyprinidae. The transcript has 6 exons. The coding region runs from base 530 to 1138 and encodes 202 amino acids.